CAAUGUUUGGAGAAGGCAGUGCUCUUCCCCUAAUAAUCGGGUUCCUCGGGGACCUAAGUCUAAAAAAACUCCCUCCCCUUCCUACGCCUCACCUCCAACAAAGAACACCAACGUUGCAUGCGCGUGCCUCUCCCCCCACCAUUCCCUUCCUCCUCGCCGCUCCGCAACCAUCCCCAGGUUGCAGAAGGCGGCGUCGCGAAGGUCGGGCUGCUGGAAUCGACACGGUGGCGGGGGUUUGGCUUCUUCUCCUUGGCUCCUGUUGAUUCAUCCGAUUUCGGUGGGUGUGGCUUGGUGAUUCUGCUCAAACCAUGCUGAAUAAUUCCUUGUGGAAGAGGGGGAUUCUACUUCUUUUGGGAAGGCAUUUCAGCGAUUGCAAGCUAAAUUUCUAGGCCAAAAGGAUUUUGUGGAUAUAUGCAACAAAUAAAUUAAGCGUGUUUGUCCACAUUCCGGAUAGUGAUCAAGAGGGGGGUGAUCAUGGAGCAUGUGAUCGGAGGGAAGUUUAAGCUUGGGAGGAAGAUUGGGAGUGGGUCAUUUGGGGAGCUAUAUCUUGGUGUUAACAUACAUAAUGGGGAGGAAGUGGGAAUAAAGUUGGAACCGGUGAGAUCAAGACAUCCACAGCUGCAUUAUGAAUCCAAAGUGUAUAUGCAAAUGCAGGGUGGAAAUGGUAUCCCACAUAUGAAGUGGUAUGGUGUCACGGGCGACUACAAUGUUAUGGUGAUUGAUCUUCUUGGCCCAAGUCUGGAGGACUUGUUUAACAGCUGCAAUAGGAAAUUCUCUCUGAAAACUGUCCUUAUGCUUGCUGAUCAAAUAAUAAACCGAGUGGAAUACAUGCAUUCCAAGGGGUUUAUUCACCGUGAUAUCAAGCCAGACAACUUUCUUAUAGGGUUAGGCCGGAAAGUUAACCAGGUCUACAUAAUUGAUUAUGGACUUGCUAAGAAAUACAAGGAUCUCCAGACUCAAAAACACAUCCCCUACAGGGAGAACAAAAAUCUGACAGGAACAGCACGGUAUGCUAGUGUGAAUACUCAUCUUGGAAUAGAACAAAGCAGGAGGGAUGAUCUGGAGUCUGUUGGCUACCUUCUCCUAUAUUUUUUAAGAGGAAGUCUCCCAUGGCAGGGUCUUAAAGCUGGUACAAAGAAACAAAAAUAUGACAGAAUUAGUGAAAAGAAAAUGCUCACUCCAGCAGAGGUUCUGUGCAAAUCUUAUCCAUCAGAGUUCACCUCAUAUUUCCACUACUGUCGUUCCCUGCGAUUUGAAGAUAGACCAGAUUACUCUUAUUUGAAGAAACUCUUUCGGGAUAUAUUUACUCGUGAAGUGACAGUAGGGCACCAACUCGAUUACAUAUUUGACUGGACUACAAGCAAAUCUCCUCAGAUGGGUUCUAGUACUAAGCUUAUUCAACAAGCCAGUGGAAGAAUGGUUGGAGUUGGACAAUCUGUGGAGCGAACAGACAAAACUGCAGUGGGUCAAGAGAUCCGGGAUAGAUUUACUGGUGCUGUUGAGGCCUUUGCCAGAAGAAACCCUGGUUCUGGUCGCCACCCAGACAAUUCAAGGCACAAAAGCCUUGCAGAUUCUUUUGGUUCCUCUACAGAAGCUGUUGUUGAUUCGGAGAGAGCACGAAUCAUGUCGAGGAACAGGAGCUCGUCGAAGAUUCCCGACACAGCCACUCCAUCCAGCCGGCCGACUUCCUCGAAAGGCGACUGCGGCGACCAGAACCGGAGUACCAGCCGGUGGGUGUCGACCACCACCAGCAGCAGCAGCCGCCCGUCCGCCGGCGCCCAGAGGCACCACCACCACCCGGCCGGCGUCGAAGACAGGUCCUCCCCCGUCGCCCGGAAAGCGCCGCCGGCGGCAGGGAGGGGGCCCGCCGCUCUCCGUUGCUUCGAGCGCCUCUCUAUCGGCGGCGAGAGGAGGAAGUGAUCGAAAAGGCCGAGGAGGCAGGAACCUCGAAACCAUCUCGCUGCCGCUGCCAACUACGACGACGACGACGACGACGAACCACCUGGAAGCCGCGCCUUGCAGGAUUUGUAACCCGAGCGGUCGAUCGUAUCGCUGAAACCUUCUUCCCCCUCCCCUCCCCUCCCCUCCCCUCCCCUCCCUGAGAUUUCCAUUUUCCGAAAUUCCAAAGCGUGAUGAGAACGCCAUGUGCAUGUGCAUCGCCGUCAUCUUCUGGCCAGCCGGCCGCCGGCGGGGAGGGGACCACGAGGCGGCGGCGGGAGAGACCUCGUAAUAACGUCGUAGGGUCACUGGCAUACGGGCCCAUGAGGUGUGGGGCCCACAUGUCGGAAUUGUCGUAUUGCCGUUUGAACCAGUUACCCUAACCGACGUAUUUUUUCGAAAAUUUUCUAUAAAAAAUUGUUUAAAAAAAUCAUAUUAAUC
Molecule: messenger RNA, 2379 nt
Organism: Oryza brachyantha (malo sina)
Lineage: Eukaryota; Viridiplantae; Streptophyta; Magnoliopsida; Poales; Poaceae
Product: casein kinase I-like
Exons: 15
Coding region: 475-1920 (481 amino acids)
Biological process (GO): signal transduction; endocytosis; peptidyl-serine phosphorylation
Cellular component (GO): nucleus; cytoplasm
Molecular function (GO): protein serine/threonine kinase activity; ATP binding
Source: RefSeq, a predicted model, not a curated record